Molecule: messenger RNA, 7347 nt
Organism: Bombus pascuorum
Lineage: Eukaryota; Metazoa; Arthropoda; Insecta; Hymenoptera; Apidae
Gene: toy
Product: paired box protein Pax-6
Exons: 10
Coding region: 997-2541 (514 amino acids)
Biological process (GO): regulation of transcription by RNA polymerase II; anatomical structure development
Molecular function (GO): RNA polymerase II cis-regulatory region sequence-specific DNA binding; DNA-binding transcription factor activity, RNA polymerase II-specific
Source: RefSeq, a predicted model, not a curated record
UCUGAUGGUCAAUCGGGCGCCGCGCACCGCAGCAGUGACGCGUCACUGCACCCCUGUUUUCGAGUUGCACGUGUUUCUUUCCUCUUCACCGACGCUCACGUUCAAUUGUCCUCUUCUCGUUUUCCUUGGUCAGCUUGCCGCGAUAACAACCGAUAAACACAGUAUACGAGACUCGCCCGCCCGAAAAUACCGAAAUAGUCGUUGCCGAUGGUAGAGAGCGACGUUGUUCUCGCGACGCGGUCAUUCUAUCACGUUCCGUCGAACCUCGUCUCCGAUCGCAGACCACGGGUCUCGUUCGUGUUUCCGUGAACGACGAAUCGUUCAUCGUCAUUGUCGUCGUCGUUGUCGUUUCGUGGUUGUCGAUUUUUCCCUGUGCCGAUUUGCAACACAGGAGGCAAUCUUCGUUUUAGAUCGAUUCGCAGCUAAGCUGCAGUGGUGAAUUCCGUUACGAGCAUUUCGCGCCACUUCCGUUUUAAACUGUGCAAUUCUCAGUGAUCAGUGAGACCGUUUCCAAGAAGAUCUACGAUACGUACAGCGAGAUUCAUCUGUUUUCGAAGUCGUGGCGAAUCGAGCCGCUCGAAUAGUAUCGCUGGUCGAGCUGCGUUCGAAAAGUGUUGUGAACAUCCCGCGGAGACACGUAGCUGCGGAUUGUGCUUUUAGCUGGUGACUGGAUCCGGCCUGACCACGGCCAUUCUCGACACGCACUGUGUUAGCGUGGCCGGAGGUGGCGGCGGUGGCGGAGGCGGCGGCGGAGGAGGCGGUGGAGGCGGUGGAACGGUCGGCGGCGGUCGGCUGAACCUGCACCUUCGUCCUUGCGGAGGCAGCGGUGGCGGUGGCGGCAUCGCCGGAAGUGACAGCGCUUCGGAUUACCCGCCAAGUGCUACGGCAGCGCGGAGCAGGGAAGCGGCGGCGGCGGCGCUGCACGCGGCAAGAACCCUGUUGGGCGCGGGGGUGGCUAACCCUUGCUCGCCCACCCCCGAACCGCCCUUCUGGAAGAUGCCACACAAAGAGGAGGACUUGAUGCACGGGGGUGGUGCGGGUAUUGGCGGGGGUUCUAUGGUCGGACAGAACUCAAUAUUUGGGUGCUCGGCUGCAGGACACAGCGGGGUUAACCAGCUUGGCGGUGUUUACGUCAACGGCCGACCAUUACCAGACUCGACAAGGCAGAAGAUCGUCGAACUGGCCCACAGUGGUGCUAGGCCCUGCGACAUCUCGCGCAUACUGCAAGUCAGCAAUGGAUGCGUUUCCAAGAUCCUCGGCAGGUAUUACGAGACUGGUUCGAUCAAACCACGUGCAAUCGGUGGUAGCAAGCCACGCGUAGCGACAACACCAGUGGUGAACAAAAUCGCCGACUACAAACGAGAAUGCCCGUCGAUUUUCGCCUGGGAGAUCCGUGAUCGACUGCUGCAGGAAGGUGUUUGCAACAACGACAACAUUCCAAGCGUGUCGUCCAUCAACAGGGUGCUGAGGAACCUGGCCUCACAGAAGGAGCAACAGGCUGCGGCGGUGCAGGCGCAUCAGGGUGCCGAGAGCGUGUACGAUAAGCUUCGGAUGUUCAAUGGGCAGGCUGCAGGCUGGCCACCGGCUUGGUAUUCCGCUACGCCCUCUCAUCAUCCCUUGGCCACUGGAAUUCCAACGGCAGCGACCCCCGGCUCUGGCCAGUCGCUGCUGCCCGGCAGCCAGCUUCAUGGUCGAGACGAUUCUCUGCUCAAACGAAGCGAUACAGGUUCUUUGUUGUCGCAUCAGCAAGAAACAACGUCAGAUGGGAAUUCGGAGCACAACUCGUCCGGCGACGAGGACUCGCAAGUUCGACUGAGGCUAAAGCGAAAGUUGCAGCGCAACCGAACAUCCUUUUCCAACGAACAGAUCGACAGCCUCGAAAAAGAAUUCGAGCGGACACAUUACCCGGACGUGUUUGCACGGGAGCGUCUCGCUGAGAAGAUUGGAUUGCCUGAGGCACGUAUCCAGGUGUGGUUCAGUAAUCGCAGGGCGAAGUGGCGUCGAGAGGAGAAAUUACGGAACCAAAGGAGAGCAGCCGUCGAUCAGGUAGUCGGCGGAGGCAGCAGCGGGGGUGGUAGCAGCACCGCGCCCCCAGCUGCGACCCCUGCCACGCCACGGUUACCCUUAAACGCCGGAUUCAACGCCAUGUACUCGUCGAUACCACAGCCGAUCGCUACGAUGCCUGACACUUACAGCUCGAUGUCGAGCAGCUUGGGCGGGUCAAUGGGUGGAAGCUGUCUUCAGCAGCGCGCCGAGGGAUAUCCGGCGUACGUGUUCCACGAGCCUCUUCACUCUCUGACGCAGUCUUACUCCCACGCACACAGCACUGCUGCGCACUCGCAACCCCAUCGUGGUAUACCGACCUCUCAUGGUGGAACCCCCACCACGCCAGGAGGACAGCCUGCAGGACCAGGUGGUGCACCCUACCAGCCGACGACCUCGACCGCGACUGGUGUGAUAUCGGCUGGCGUCUCAGUUCCCGUGCAGAUCCCGUCUCAAACACCAGACCUGACCGGCAACUAUUGGCCGAGGCUCCAGUGAUCCCAGCUCUUCGGGUUCCCGCCCGCGAGCUUGCUCGUCGGCCAGGAGAGCCCGCCGCCACCGACAGCCACCCCUGGUGCAGUGUCCCGGCCGCUGCUCGCUUCCCUCGGGAUACCGACGCAGCCAGCGCAGCAUCAACCUUCGAACACACCGGCUACCACUCCCGUGCACACCUCCGACACCAGUGAGUGAACCAACCGAUCAAUCUCUUCGGACGCUCUCUUGCAGAGAUGGUCGCGCGCGCGAUACUCGAUCACGCGAGACGGUUCGUUGCCGUACGGCGAAUCGCCGACCUCGAUCACUGCGUUCAUCGCGAUCGCGUCAUGAUGGCGCGCGAUGACAUUCGAACGAGAUAAUCGACGACGCUUGUUCAGCGUCGCUUCGAACACACGUGGAUUGUGACUUUGCAAGUUUAGAGGGUCAGCAGUGUUCCUAGAUGGAUCUUUUUCUUUUUUGUUUUUAAAUUAAUAUCAAAGUAACUUUUUUUCAUACGUUAUGAUUUUAUUCUUACGCAUACGGCACUGCUGUGCUAUUCGAAUAAGAUCGUUUUCUUUUUCUGGAUCGAUUAAUGGAUGUAUUUACUUACUGAUCGAUUCUUCGCUGUUGUAUGAUAAUGUGUUAUUAAAAAUAUAGAGUGGAGAGUUUUUUCUUUGCUUCAUAUUGCAAUAUUUUAGGAUCGUGUUUUAUGUGAAUUAUUAUGGGAAUUUGUUUUCAAAUUUCAUAUCAUGAGUAUGAUUUUAAUACAGUUUAACUGUUCUCUUUUAUUUAGCCGAUGUAUAUAUUCGUUUGUUCUCUUCGUUGCAGUAAAUAAACUGGCUAGGACGAGAAGUACUUGCUAUAUCUGUCUUACUUAAUAGUUUGGGACGUAUAAAUACCGAUUAGCAAUGUUCAUGUUCGAUAUCCUCGAUGUUCGAUACGAUGAUCUAACGUAUUCGGUUUUCUAUUGUUUCGAAUUUAGAGGUACCGCACGUAAUCUAGUUUAUCGAGAGAAUAAAAACAAAGAAUCAACGUUUCAGCCAUAAUUCGUUUUCAAAGAGUUGCGUUCUCCCACUUUCUCAGAGUCACAGGGAAAGGGUUGCACGAAUGAGAUCAGGUAACCUGUUAAGGGACCAGCGCAACAGGAGUUGAAAAAAGGAAAUAAAAGGUUAACGAGUCCGCUUUAAUUCGAUUAAUUACCCGUUGGAAGCUUGCCAAAUCUCGACAACUAGCGGACACUGCUGAUCGUUACUUUGGGUCACCGAAAAAACAAGUACGCACACUCUCGUUCAGAAUUUGCGAUUAAAUACCCUCGUAACGGAAAGAACGUGCGCGAAGCGUUCGUUGUUCCAUUGAAAUCGAAGAAUCCUUUCAAAUAUCUUUCGCUAUUUUAAAUACGAACGAUCGCAAAUUCUCGCGCACUUUGCGCGUUAACCUCUCGAGUCGGCAAUUACGUACGAACGUGCCAAUUAUUCGGUCGGUAAUUAAUUCGUCUAAAUUCAGCAAGUUUCUUAACACUUUCGCCGACAUGUAGAUAUUUUUGCAACGUGCUUGAAAACCCAUUUCUAAUUGUUGUGUAGUAAUACAACGUACAAUAAGUAGAGUACCGUGUUACUGAAAUUAUUAUCUAGAUCCUAGAUGGUGGAUAUAUUAUGUAAAUUCAGAUUUCUAUGAACGCAACCAAAGACGAAAAACUUAUAUCCAAGGAAAUGUAUUUUUUCACAUUGUACAGAUUUCUAUCAUAUUUCAAUUUUCCCAUAAACAUCCGCAGUAUCGUAUCGUAUCGUACAAUGUACUAAAUUUCGGUAUAUGAUUUUUAUUAAGAAACGAUUACAAUCGUUUUGCCUGCCAAAGUGUUAACAAAUACGUACAGACAAACGAUAAUGUAUUAACAAACUGAUACGUAUACAUCGAAUUGCCAUAAACGAUAAAGUUAUGACGACAUACGCUUCUUGUACUUACGCGAAACUGAUUUGAGGGGUUAAAGAACAUUCAUUGCGUCAGAAACUCCACGUAAGCUUAAACUUCUGUUUAAACAGGUGUUUACAUGGUAUGCACAUUUUAGCAUUGGAAAAUCGCGUCGAUCGUCGCGCGAACGCGAUGUAUCAAAGAUCGAGGCAGACGCUCAUCGUCCUUUCUUCGAAUCGCGUUUAAUCUAGUGGUCAUAGACGUAUACGCAUGACCCGGGUCACGCAGGGUAUAUUAUCCAUCUACUCACGACAGUGUACAAAUGAACGUAUCGGCGUCGAACAUGUUCGUUAGACGAUCCAAUGUACGAAAUGCUACAAAUAUAUCGUAUUGCAAUAUACAUUUAAAGCAUAAUAUUUGAAAUUUGAUAUACCAGCGAACGAACAUCAACGAAGUAGGUUAUCUAAUGUAUAUAAAUAGCCUGAUGUUAAUAUUUUCUUCGUUGUUUAUCUCGAUAAAUUUUCAAAUUUGGAAAUUUUAAGUUGAAAAAUGAUUUCCUUCCUUAUGAACACCGUUGCCAGGAAACAGAGUGUAACACAUUCGCUGCUACUGACGCAUAUGUUACGUCAAAUAAGUUAGUAGCUGCUAAUUGUUACAUUUUAGUUUCCAUUACAGAUUUAGUUUAGUUUACACUACAGAUGUUUCUUACGAAAAAGGAAAAUAUGAAUCGAAGGGUAAACUGGCGUAUUUUAGUAACAGCGAAUGUAACGAUCGAUAGCGACAGUUUCCUUAAUUUUAUGCGGACUGUGAACUUAAAACGAUUGAAAAGCCGGAAUCUUUGACGAAAGUUCAAACUAUUAAUCCGAAUUAGAUAUAGACCAGUGAAGUGGAAGCAAUUUGAAAGUAAAAAUCCUUUAAAAAUCUGUCGUUCUUUCAGAAAUCUAGAUAUCUGGAAAUAUCUAACAAAUCCGAAUAGAAUCUAUGAUAUUUCGAAAUUAAAUAAAAUAUCCUUAUUUCAGCUAUUCUCGAAAAAGUAUAUCUUUUUACUCGUAGCAUGAAAAUAAUUUCAAACUUCCAUUUGUGUAUUGUUAUCGCUGACGGACGUUCUUAUAUCUCUCGAUCGAUGACUGGCAAGAUUCGUUUAUCGAAUUUUUCACGCGUGGCUGUGGUACGCAUGACAGCCGAGCGAUUCGCGUGGAAAUUUCGAGGGAUUCGAAGACAGAGGGAGGAAGGGCGGGCAUCCGCUGCAAAUAUUCUCGCGAGACUUUAGGGUGGCUCUGGCCAAGCUGGCUGCCUUUGUAAGGGUGGGAGCCGCGGGGAUUGAUAGCUACCUCGAGGGUGGCUUUUUUCGCCAGCCGGCCAUCACGCUUGCUCGCAGAUAUGGCGUCGGCUGACAACCUUCCACCAGCCAGAAACUUGCUUCGGAAAAGCGACUGCUUACAAGAUCGAACUUUCCUCGUCGAGUGGAAAAUCGUAGAGAAGUUCCGCGAAAGUCGUAGAGAACAUUUUUGUAGCGAUAAAGAUUUUUGUUCAUCGAGAACGAUAAAGAAAUUGAUUUCUCUUUGUUUCUUUUUUUUUCUUUUUUCUAAGAAAUGUUUCAUUUCUAUCGUUGGAUUUGCAUCGCGACACGUUAUGUUUUUGACAGUGUAACAUGUUUUAAAGCUUUCGAUACUUAUUUAAGAAAUUAAUCGUUAAUCAGUUUUGGUCAUUCAUCGAAUCAAUUUUUUAACCAUAGCUAACGCUAUAAACGACAAAAUGUAACGAAAUAAAAAUCAGUAUUUUUUUACGUUUGAAAAAAUAUUCAUUGUAUCUUGCACCCUUGCAUGACCAGCAAUCUUUGUAGAUACUUUUCUAACAAGAUUCGAAAAGUGUGUAACUCUUUUGUUGUGUAACUUCCCUUAGAACCUAUGGACGGGAUAUCCCGCAAGGUGAUGUUUAAAAAUUUGGUUUAUGCCAAAAGUUUAUUCCAAAAAGUUGUAAACGGCGGAAAUAAACACUCGUGAUAUCUCACCCAAAGCGUCGUAAAGGGCUUAACGACGUUAACUAUAAUUAAACGUUGGAUAUGUAUUCUCACAUAUUUUUAAAACAAAAAAGGAAAUCUUUUAUUGUUUUAUAGAGUACAAAUUAAAUUUGUAUUUGUUUCGAGAGUACCAUACGAUAUUUUUGUUCUUUCAUAUUUUAUUUUAAAUAUUUUGACGUUAAUACUUAACAAAUAAAAUGUUACUCUUAAGUGUUAAAAAAUAGAUACGCGAAAUACUCGUUCGAAAACAUCGAACGACGACGUCGCAUCGCGAAUUAUCUCGAUCGUAAGUGCAACUACUUUUAAAUUAAGCGAUUAAAGAAUCGUCUUUACGAUAAUUAUCAUCGUCUAAGAUAAAAUUUCCAAAUCACGUUCGCUAUAAUCUAAAUAAUAACUCUGCAAAAGAUUCGUAAAUUGCCAAACGACGCUCAGUCGCGAUGGAUCGUCUCACGAACCGUGUUCAGACGCAGGCGGAACGCACUUCAGCAGGAUUUGCUCUAACUACGUAGGUCCUCGCGUAAUCUCGUUUGAGAGACCGAGCCUCUUUCUCGCAGACUUUACGAAGGGUUCAAGGAUACAGCGUUAGCUUUAGGACUCCUCCAACUAGUCGAACAAGAAAAACGUGUUUCUCAAACCGACUCCCUCUCACUCUUUUCCUCUUCUCGUGCUUCACCAAGGACACGACGAUAUAUCUUCGUCGUGCACCGAGCACGUUCUCUAUAUUUCUCCCCCUGGGUACGAAAAAGGGGUGGUUCCACCCCUUGGUCCAAACUCCACGCGAUUCUAGAUUAAGACAAUCCAAUGUGUAGCUGGUAACGAAAAGAAUAAAAGGAAGAAGAAGAAUACGAAGAAGAAGAAGCAGAAGAUGAAGAAGGAGAAAUAAGAAAAAAAAUAAAAUAAAA